Molecule: messenger RNA, 2310 nt
Organism: Rhipicephalus sanguineus (brown dog tick)
Lineage: Eukaryota; Metazoa; Arthropoda; Arachnida; Ixodida; Ixodidae
Product: mucin-12-like
Exons: 2
Coding region: 1-2310 (769 amino acids)
Source: RefSeq, a predicted model, not a curated record
AUGGAUCCCCAAGAUCCAGGAGACCCACCCGCCAGACGUCUACCUUGCAUCGAGAGCCACAACGGUCAUCAAGAAGGACAAGCGCCAUCAGUUGGCUACGCUGCGGCGUCUGGCACGACCCCGUCACCAGCCCAGCCAGAGAAGAGGUCCGAUGGCAAAGACCACAGAGCUGAGAAACCGAGGCAAGCUUCAUCGACACGUGGUGACUCAGCACUAGCCCGUACCACCGCACCGCCAUUGACCACCGUACUUCUGCCCGGUCAUCGACCGGAGCAGAAGCAGUUGUUGGGAAUAUGGGACGUCGAGAAGGCAAGCCCAUCAAAACACAAGCCCCCAGAGUGCUUCACAAGCUUGGAUCCUAGCUUGCGCCGGGUCCGGCAGGUUGACUCGAAGACCCCAACGUGUGUCGACGCUGCCCUACCGACGGUCUCUGGAGGCGGCGACAAGGCCAACUCCACGACGCUACUCCUAGAUGCUUUUUCCUCCUCUGUGAGAGCCGAAGCAGAGACGGCGUUGACACCGGAAGCGGAGAAGACGUCGAGAAGAAAAGCGGAACAUACCGAGCCGCCCAGACAGCGGCGACCGCUGGUAGAGCCGUCGCGGAAGACAUCGUCUGUCGUGUCAACCAGAAGGCCCUCUCAAGGUGCACCAGUCCUGAAGACCAGAGAAGGCGAGUCGACGGGAAAACUGGAAAUGACGUGCGGUCGUGACAGCGGGAAGCGACUCGGUACGUCGUCUACGGUGAAGUCGGAAGUCGAUGAUCGCGCAAGGACGUCGCUUCUACACAGCGUCUCGUCCAGGGUAGGCACGCUUCUCGGCAAGAUACUUGGAAUGUCCUCGUCCGGGCAGAUGCCAAAGCCAGAAUUUUCCCGCCUCGAAGACGCCACUGGGAUAGGUGAAUCUAGUCGGAAACGAAAGCCUCACAGCUACGUAUCGAGGCAUACAGGACGUGGCACCGGAGUUGUCAGUAAGGUUCUACCAGGAGCGAAAGAAAGCUUGCUUGUUCAACCAGCCGUGCAGAGUUCCUCCAGAAGAAGCCCUUGGAACGUCGCCAUCGAACCCGUCGCUGCGCGAGAGGAGCAGCCACGAAAGUCUCAAGGUGUCAGAGAAGGCGUGGCGACGGACCGAGAAAAAGCGCAACAAGAAACUGGCAUUUUCAAAGUUCGAUCCAUUGUUCCAGCCGACAGUACCGCGACAGAGCUUUCGUCCACUGGCUUUCCACUUGCAGAUGGUCACGGGGACGUUCAGAGACAGCGUCGUCAACGAACUCUACCACCUCCUGGCAGCAUUCAGGGCAGCAAAGCUGCGAUUCCGCACUUCCAAGCAGUGGCAGUAGUGACUACCGCUCACGAGAGUCCCGAGAGACGAGGUCACGGCAAGAAGAAAUCGAAAGAAAGAAAGCACCGUAAAGGUCAUCGGCGAGACGACGGCGACGCAACGGCAGGGAAGUCGAAGUCCUCCAGCAGCGGCAGGGGCAAGAGACAAGACCGCGAGCGAGGUCGACAGGGAGACAAGAAACCCAGCUCCCGUGCAUCCAAUGGAAGAAAGAGGAAACGCAAGAAGGACGACAAGACGGAGGACGCCGCCGAUAUUCUCGAUGAGCCGACUCAACCCACGGCUGAAUCGACGUACGAGGUCGGCAAUCAUCAGGGAUCCCGCGAGUUCAGCUUCGAGAUCGCAAUGGUGCCCUACACUCACGGCACCCUGCCUCGCCCCGAGUUGACGCGGCCCAGCAAGCACCUGUUGGGCUCCGAACAGUGGCGUGAGUCGCCGGCGAGUCGCGCCCGUGGAUACGACAGCCCGAGGUCCCCCCGCAGCGUUGAAGCCGCCUCUCCCGCGUCGCCGCCGUCCCCCGGGUCACCUACGUCUCCUUUGUCGCCUGCGUCGCCUGACAGGAGGGCGUCCCCCGCCCAUGGCGACGACACAAGUCCCCUCAUAGAUCAAGAGACGAGAUCGGAGCAAAAGGCUCGCCCCGGAAGGGACGAUUCCCCGAGUCGAACUGGGGAGUCGAAGAAAAAGGCGCACGAGAAGACGUCGCACCGGAAGUUGAUGUCGAAGCGAAGGGCAAACGAUCUCGCCAUGGAGAGCUGCACGAAGGCAAAGAAUCAUCACCGCCAGCAGAGACCAGCGCUUCUAGUCCAGCGAAAGAGUCGCACGAGAAGACAUCACACAGAAAGUCAAGGUCCAAGCGUAGCCACAAGCUCAAGUCGAAGCACGGCUCCAAACAUGGCUCGAAGCACAAGCACCAUGACUCAGAGCAUGGCUCGGAGCACCGACGCCAUGGCUCGAAGCACAGACACCAUGGCUUAG